CUGCCCAGACCCCCAACCAGUUCUUCCACCCUCCACCUCCCACUCACCUCCGCUAAUCAGCGACUUUCCUACAUCAGGUUCUUUGCUAGACAUAGUGCAGGGGAUUAAAACAUGAGUCCAGUUUGCGCCCUUCUGGGAAGACGUUAAUAUACCCCACCUACACCUUUCCUUCCAGCAGUGUCUACUCCACAUCCCACCCCCACCCCCACCAUGAAGUUCUCUCUAAAAUACAGUUCCCUGAAACCAUACAAGGCUUUCCCUCUAUGCUGCCUGGUCCUACUUCCUUGCCUGGAGAUUUACCCAUACCCUGCUCUCCACCCUUAAUAUUCUUAAUCCUGUCAUACUUUGAAAUGCUUCUUCCCAGAUGACCUUGUCUGCAUUAACCCUGAAUAUCAACUCAAAUCCUUCAGUGCCCCUAUGUAGAUCUAAUGGAGGCUUUGUGUGUAACCAGCACUCACUGGCAUGCUCAGUUGAAUUCCCAGCAUCCAACAGGAUUGGAAAUGUCUGGUGACAAAGGAAUUUCUGCCUUCCCUGAAUCCGACAACCUUUUCAAAUGGGUGGGGACCAUCCAUGGAGCAGCUGGCACAGUAUACGAGGACCUGAGGUAUAAACUCUCCCUGGAGUUCCCCAGUGGCUACCCUUACAAUGCGCCCACGGUCAAGUUCCUCACGCCCUGCUACCACCCCAACGUGGACACCCAGGGUAACAUCUGCUUGGACAUCCUGAAGGACAAGUGGUCUGCCUUGUAUGAUGUCAGGACCAUCCUGCUGUCCAUCCAGAGCCUGCUAGGAGAACCUAACAUCGAUAGCCCUUUGAACACACAUGCUGCUGAGCUCUGGAAAAACCCCACAGCAUUCAAGAAGUAUCUGCAAGAAACCUACUCAAAGCAGGUCUCCAGCCAAGAACCCUGACUGUCUAGCCUCUUUCCUUGUGUUGUCUUUUUAUUUUCUCCUUAGAUGGUCUGUCCUUUCCUUCAUUUCUGCCUAGGACUCUGUACCUUAAACUGUGGUGUUAUUUUUGUUUUGUUUCUGUUUUUUAAAUUAAGUGUCUGGUUGAGCCCUUGUGAUGAAUAUAUUAAAUAAAUACAUUGGUUGGGUU
Messenger RNA from Herpailurus yagouaroundi (jaguarundi), 1098 nucleotides. RefSeq names its product ubiquitin conjugating enzyme E2 C (gene UBE2C). The record is from RefSeq and is a predicted model, not a curated record. Bases 429 to 911 code for a protein of 160 amino acids. The transcript has 5 exons. NCBI's taxonomy places the organism in Eukaryota, Metazoa, Chordata, Mammalia, Carnivora, Felidae.